AUGUCCGAUUCUCGAUUGAAGUCGUUGAAACGAAGAUUCGUCGUGCUCAAAAAUAAUCAGCUCAGCUUUUAUAGAACCGCUAAAACCAUUUCAAAAGGAGAAGAUCCCCUGAUGACGAUAGCCGUGUCGGACAUAAUUUCUGUGGCCAAGAUCUGCCAACAAGGCUCUACUUACGCGUUUCAGUUGGUGACGCAAUCGGCCAAGUACCAUUUCAUGACAGAGAGCGAAAGGGGGCAGAGAGAGCGAAAGGACAACUCACGAAUGGGUCACCACAUUAAACGCCGUUCAACAUUGAGAGAUUUGGCUACUCGUUGUGCUCCUGUGGAGGCAUCGAUCAGUGGCUGGAUGACCAGAGUUCGCUGUGGUCACUCGAAGCGCGUCUACGCAUCGCUGGUCCGACACAAGCUCAUGUUCUUCAAGAAUGCUGAGGAUACGGUCCCAUGCGGCUUCACACAGCUGAAAGGUGCUCGAAUCAUGGACAAGCAGAAAAUGUCUUCUGAUGAGUACAGUGGCAGUAGUGAUGAACAAGAACCCCGACAAGAGUUCACAAUCAGCCAAAAAAGACACUUAUAG
Molecule: messenger RNA, 573 nt
Organism: Cooperia oncophora
Lineage: Eukaryota; Metazoa; Nematoda; Chromadorea; Rhabditida; Trichostrongylidae
Source: the annotation of a GenBank genome assembly